CGAAACUGCAGGGCCGGCCGCAAUCUAACCGGCACGGCCUGUCUCUGACUCUCGCUCUCGCCUCUCGCACGCGUCCGCCGCCAACCGACCCGCCGCGCGGCACACCCCGCCGGCCGCCGGUGGCCGCAAGUCCGCACGCUUGCGUCCCUCCCGCCGCGGCACUGCUGGCCUCACUAUCAGACGCACACAAACUCCACUGAGAAGUGAAACCCUUGGCCCCGGCGCCCCAAAACCCCUCGCGUGGCAGCGGCGAGCCAUGGAUAUCGAGUGCCUCGUGCUAGGUGCGGGUCAGGAGGUGGGGAAGAGCUGCGUGGUGGCGACCAUCGGCGGGAAGCGCGUCAUGUUCGACUGCGGCAUGCACAUGGGAUACCACGACCGCCGCCGCUACCCGGACUUCUCGCGCGUGCUCGCCGCCUCCGGGGCUCCCAACUUCACCGCUGCCAUCUCCUGCGUUAUCGUCACGCACUUUCAUCUGGAUCAUAUCGGGGCGCUACCCUACUUCACCGAGGUCUGCGGGUACCACGGCCCCAUCUACAUGACGUAUCCAACAAAGGCUUUAGCUCCAUUUAUGCUGGAGGAUUAUCGGAAAGUAACGGUAGAUCAGAGAGGAGAGGAAGAGCAAUAUAGUUAUGAAGAUAUUCUCAGGUGUAUGAAGAAAGUCAUACCAUUGGACUUGAAGCAGACGGUUCAAGUAGAUAAAGACCUCAUGAUCCGUGCCUAUUAUGCUGGACAUGUUCUAGGGGCUGCCAUGAUUUAUGCAAAAGUUGGUGAUGCUGCUAUGGUUUACACCGGAGAUUACAAUAUGACACCAGAUAGACAUCUUGGAGCAGCGCAAAUUGAUCGUCUGAAGUUGGAUCUUUUGAUAACAGAGUCCACAUAUGCUAAAACUAUACGUGACUCAAAGCAUGCCCGAGUGAGGGAGUUCUUAAAAGCGGUUCAUAAAUGUGUUUCUGGAGGAGGUAAAGUUCUAAUUCCAACAUUUGCUUUGGGAAGAGCGCAGGAGCUGUGUAUAUUACUGGAUGACUAUUGGGAGAGGAUGAACUUGAAGAUUCCUAUUUACUUCUCAGCUGGUUUGACCAUUCAAGCUAACAUGUACUACAAGAUGCUUAUUGGAUGGACUAGCCAAAAUAUCAAGGACAGUUACACAGUGCACAACCCAUUUGACUUCAAGCAUGUUUGUCACUUUGAGCGAUCUUUCAUUAACAAUCCUGGUCCCUGUGUACUUUUUGCAACACCUGGUAUGAUUAGUGGUGGAUUUUCUCUUGAGGCAUUUAAGAAAUGGGCGCCGUCAGAAAAAAAUCUGGUUGCACUUCCAGGAUAUUGUGUUGCUGGAACCAUUGGUCAUAAGUUGAUGUCUGGCAAACCUACGAGGAUUGAUUUAGACAAGGACACCCAUAUUGAUGUCAGAUGUCAGAUCCAUCAGCUAUCGUUCAGUCCUCACACAGACUCCAAAGGGAUCAUGGAUCUAAUAGAAUUUCUUUCACCCAAACAUGUAAUUCUUGUUCAUGGUGAAAAGCCUCAAAUGGCUUUCUUAAAGGAGAGAGUUGAAUCUGAAUUACGGAUGCCGUGCUAUUACCCAGCUAACUACGAAACUGUCUCCAUUCCGACAACCCAGAAUCUCAAAAUGAGCGCCUCGGAAAGGUUCAUUACAAGCUGCUCAGCAGAGCAAACUAGAGACAGUCUGCUAAAGGGUAACCUCAUUUGUGGUAGCAGUGUGUCCGAAGUGAAUAGCAGUGAAAAGCUAGCAGAGGGCAUUCUUCUGAUGGAGAAGCACAACACUCCGAAAAUUUUGUGCGAGGAUGAGCUUCUUCAGGUGCUGGGCGUGGAGAGGCAUGUUGUCCAGUUUGAGCUGAUGGUCUCCUCCAGAAUCGAAGCAGUAGACAGUACCGAUGAAUCAGCACUGCAGCAAGUCAAUGCAGCUGAUUUUGGUAGUGACUGAAAAUGUAAUGAACUCCUUACUCUGGUAAAAUAUGCUGUUGACGAGCAUUGGUCUGCUGAAAUCAGACCCUUAUAUUUCAA
Messenger RNA from Phragmites australis (common reed), 2019 nucleotides. Its product is annotated as cleavage and polyadenylation specificity factor subunit 3-II. Gene Ontology annotation, cellular component: nucleus. Gene Ontology annotation, biological process: snRNA processing. NCBI's taxonomy places the organism in Eukaryota, Viridiplantae, Streptophyta, Magnoliopsida, Poales, Poaceae. The record is from RefSeq and is a predicted model, not a curated record. Bases 257 to 1939 code for a protein of 560 amino acids. The transcript has 13 exons.